Jatropha curcas is the source of this 1755-nucleotide messenger RNA. RefSeq names its product Glyceraldehyde-3-phosphate dehydrogenase-like family protein. Gene Ontology annotation, molecular function: homoserine dehydrogenase activity. Gene Ontology annotation, biological process: aspartate family amino acid biosynthetic process. The record is from RefSeq and is a predicted model, not a curated record. NCBI's taxonomy places the organism in Eukaryota, Viridiplantae, Streptophyta, Magnoliopsida, Malpighiales, Euphorbiaceae.
AACUCUCAUUUCUGUUCGCAAACAGGAAAAUUAUAUUCCUUCUUCACCAAAACCGAAAGAAACCCAAGGUGAAGGUGAAGCUAUCCCUCCGAAAAUUGGCACAGAAUUCAGAGCUAACAACUUAGCAGUAAAAACAAAAAAAAGAAGCAGAAGAACAGAAGAAUAAUGAAGAGCAUACCUCUGAUUCUGAUGGGCUGUGGAGGUGUCGGGCGUCAGCUGAUUCAGCACAUUGUCUCAUGCAGAUCUCUUCAUGCCAAGCAGGGAGUCCACUUGAGAGUGGUGGGUGUCUGUGACAGUAAGUCAUUGGUUGCUGCAUCUGAUGUAUUUACCAGGGAAUUGAAUGAUGCAUUUCUAUCUGAAGUUUGCCGCGUCAAGUUGAAUGGUUCAUCACUUUCAACACUUGCUGAUUUUGAUGAAUGCCUAGUCUACUCGAAUUCUGAGUCAAAAAGAAAAGUUAUAGAUAUUGCAGCUCUUCUGGGCAAAUCAACAGGUUUGGCUUUUGUAGAUUGCUCUGCAAGUUCUGAGACUAUUGGAGUGUUAAACCAAGUGGUCGAUCUAAGAUGUUGCAUUGUCCUGGCAAAUAAGAAGCCUCUUACAUCUACUCUGGAAGAUUAUGACAAAUUAGUUUCCUAUCCACGCCGCAUUCGGCAUGAGUCAACUGUUGGUGCUGGCCUUCCUGUUAUAGCAUCCUUAAAUCGCAUACUUUCAUCAGGAGAUCCUGUUCACCGUAUAAUUGGGAGUUUAAGUGGUACGUUGGGAUAUGUAAUGAGUGAGGUUGAAGAUGGAAAGCCUCUGAGUGAAGUUGUUAGGACUGCUAAAAGUCUGGGCUUCACUGAACCAGAUCCCCGCGAUGACCUUAGUGGGAUGGAUGUUGCAAGGAAGGCUUUGAUUCUCGCUCGACUUCUUGGAAGGCGCAUCAACUUGGAUAACAUUGAAAUCGAGAGCUUGUAUCCUGAUGAAAUGGGACCUCAUGCUAUGUCUGUUGAAAAAUUUUUGGGUAGUGGUAUUGCAUUACUUGAUAACAACAUCCAAGAAAGAGUUAAAAAAGCAUCCUUGAAUCAGAAUGUGCUCCGCUACGUUUGUGUAAUUGAGGGCUCAAGGUGUGAAGUCGGAAUUCAAGAACUUCCUAAGAACUCCGCUUUAGGGCGAUUGAGAGGAAGUGACAAUGUGUUGGAGAUAUACAGCCGUUGUUAUAAUGAACAACCACUGGUCAUUCAAGGUGCUGGAGCGGGGAACGACACCACAGCCGCUGGUGUACUUGCCGAUAUCCUGGAUAUUCAAGAUUUAUUCCCUUGAGAAAGUGGGUAAUUUGCGCUAUUAUGAAAGGGAGAGAAGUUACCUGACGGACGGUGAAGACAUGAAACAAACUGAUGCCAGUUUUGAAAAGUAGUGUAUAGUGGAAGCUAGUAAUGCAGGUGGCCCUAAGUUUUGUGGUGUCAAAGUAUGCAUUUGCAAGUAUCAUUUAAAUUUUGAAGGAAAAUUAUAUCAGUGAGUGAUUGACAUUACUUAUACAACUGAAUUCCAACUUAGGGGCAAUAGGCUUUAAACUUUGUUUUAAAGUUUGGAUAUGUGACCUUAUGCAAGUCUGAAGAAAAUCAGGAAGUUUUAAUUCCGAGUCCAUUGGCAAGUUCAAGUUUAGUAUUCUGCUGCAGCCGGUAGUUGGUAGUUAGUACUUAGUUGCAAGCAGUUUGGUAAUUCAGUGAUUACUAUAGAGGUCACUAUAAAAUGAUUAAUAAGGAUGUUUGUAUUUUCAUA